AUGUUCAUUGUAAGUCUCAUCCUGAACAAGAAACCCAAUUUGCAAAUACAAUCUGACUGAUACAAUACAGUGUAUUCGAUCCUAUUGGCCGUUUUCUCUAUCAAAGACCAAUUAUAUAUUCUAAUAGGAUAUUUAAUAGGUAAUGUUCAAUGCAGGAGUGUUUUAUCAGGUUGUUCAAUCAAUCAUAAAUCAAUGCACUGCGAGUGUAUUGAGAAGAAUACCAAUUAGAAUAAAGAUACUUGUAGAUGGAUAAUCGAACGGAAAUUUAUCAACAUUUUUUUAAACCUAACCAAAAGCAGUUUCGAUAUAUGCAACUAUAUAGGCCCUCCGGCGGGAAUUGAACCUGCGGCUCUGCAAUUCCAUUGGGAUCGGAACUUCGAAACCUGUCUAUAUAUAAAUUACCGUAUAUAUAUACAUAUAUGUAUAUAUAUAUAUAUAUAUAUAUAUAUAUAUAUAUAUAUAUAUAUAUAUAUAUAUAUAUAUAUAUAUAUAUAUAUAUAUAUAUAUAUAUAUAUAUAUAAACUAAUUCAUUGUCAGUGAGGAUAAAACUAAACUUUCAAAACGUCAAAUUUUCCUUGUAUUUUUCAGGAAUAUUAUACAACAGAACAGCUGCCUAUAAUAUUCAUAUUAUAGAAUAUAUGUUUUGUGAUUGGCGGCCGAAUAUUGCAUGCCUUUCACAUCAGUGAUAUUGAUUUACGCUGCGUUAUUAUACGUUUAUAUGUAGACGUUUUCCUUCUGUUAUUUGUUUUUGUAUAUAAAUUAUAAUUGUAUGUUUAAUUGAGAAAAAAAGCAGACAAAAAUUGUGCAUUGUCCAUGACCAUGCAUGUAUUGCUUGCGUAUUAAUUGUCUCUUGACUUCAUAAUCUUACUUUACUAUACCAUACUCUGUACUCUCAUUACAUUGACAAGAUAUUGUGUGGUACGUACUGACCAGCUUAUAUACUGUCAAGGCUCCUUGGCACGCGGAAAACUUGUAAAUUUUUUGUCGUAUACGCGAGCAAGUAAAACUUGUCAAGGAAAAAGUGGCGAGAAAAGCUUGUUCGUCUGUUCGGUAUAGGCAAGCUGAGAUUUAAGAAAUGGCCAGAGACAAUACUGCAAUGGAAUAAUUAUAUAUCUUUUGAUAGGGUAAGACAUUUGACUCUGUUUAAUAUCUACAGACAUUCAUACACAUUAGUGUCACACAGCUGAUAUUAUGCUGUAUAAUGUUUAACCGAGCAUAACAAAUUGCUUCCCGCAGUACGCAUUUUUAAUAGGCCGUUUGCAGCGUCCCGAUAUCGUUCACUUUCGUAGUGCAUGUGGUGGAACUGAAAUAUUUUUACGGGAACUAGCACUUUCAAACACGCUGAGUUCAAAUCAGAAACGUUCCCACUCCGUAGUUCUUGCGUUUUCUCACAAACUAGUAUUUUAUUUUCUCUAAUUUCACGACUAACUUUUUCUUUGUUCAAUGACACGGAUGGACGAUGACACACUCUUAUGUCACUCUAAAGGACUAAUUUCUAUUAACUAGUCUUCCUUUUAACAAAAGACCGUUUCGCUCGAAUAAUUUUGAAUUAUGUAAUCUUAUGCGUGUUGAACGUAAACAACAUAUAUCGUUUACAACUUUGGGAAGGUACAGAUAACGCUAUCUAACAUACACAGUUCUAGCGAUAUCUCUAUAAAAUCACAAGGACGUUAAUGCUAAGUCGUUUGGCUAUGUCACUGGCCUGAUAAAUAGCUCGUUUAGCGCAAUCAUGGUAUUUAAAACAACAGUAACGCAAUGCCAAAGCAACGGCAAAGACAACGCUAACAUUAAAUAUUGUCGAUGGGUUGCUGGUUGAAGACUUACGACAGGAUCAAUCAUAAAUAACCUUAAACUAGAAGAAUAAAUGUACACAUUACAGACAAAGAACAGUACGAAAGUAUAAAAUCUGCUCUGUAAACUUACGACGAAGUAGAAAAAUGUUUCCAUAAGCUGUGUAUUUGGUGAUUUCAACGUAUAUGGAAGCUUUUUUCCCGAUAAUAUUCGCUUAUCGCGCAGAAUGACACCAACUGAUAUAAUAGUUCAAAUGCAAUGAUAAGUUACCUCUUGAAUUACGUCUCAGAAACUGUGUUGAAAAUUUGAAUGCUGACCCAUUACAUAAGAUUACCGUUUUACAUCGCGGUAUAAACAUUUUGAUCGCAUGCCAAGCAAUUCUUUCUUAGCCCAGCGACAUAGCCCAAAGACUUGACAUUAACGUCCUUGUGAGUUUAUAGAGAUUGAGCCAAAACUGAGAAUUUUAGAAAGCGAUACCGGCACCUUCCCAAAGUUGUAGACAAGAUUUGUUGUUUACGUCCAACGCGCUUAAAUUACAUAACUCAAAAUGAUCCAAGCAAAACGGUCUUUUGUUAAAUGUAGAGACUGGAUCAUAGGAAUUAGUCAUUUUGAGUUUAUCAUCAUCCAUCCGUGUCGUUGAACAAAGAAAAAGUUAGUCGUGAAAUCAGAGAAAAUAAAAUAGCAGUUCGUGAGAAUACGCAAGGUCUACGGAGCGGGAACUUUUCGGAUUUGAACUCAGCGUGUUCGACAGUGUUAGUUCCCGUAAAAAGAUUUCAGUUCCAAGACAUGCACUACGGAAAUCGUAUCCUAGGCACUUUUCAAGGCCACAGCAAACCGUCUAUAAUUAAUAACUUGUUAAUAAUAGAAUUUCAAACCGAGUACCUACUGUGAGUAAUGAAACAAAUAACCGAUUGAAGAAAGUUUUUCGAAUUCAUUUAAUGAGAUAAUGCGCUCUGAUUUCCGGACUUUUGCAUAUUCAAUCCGCAAAAGUUGCAAUUUUUAGGCUGUGCGGGUCGUCAUGAAAGGUUCCUGACGGUGAGGACAAGGUUCCUGACGGAGAGGACAAGGUUCCUGACGGUGAGGACAAGGUUCCUGACGCUGAGAACAAGGUUUCUGAUAGUGAGGACAAGGUUCCUGACGCAGAGGACAAGGUUUCUGACGGUGAGGACAAGGUUCUUGACGCUGAGAACAAGGUUCCUGAUAGUGAGGACAAGGUUCCUGACGGCGAGGACAAGGUUUCUGACGGUGACGCUGAGGACAAGGUUCCAGACGGUGAGGACAAGGUUCCUGACGCCAAGGACAAGGUUCCUGACGCUGAGGACAAGGUUCCUGACGCUGAGGACAAGGCUCCUGACAGUGAGGACAAGGUUGCUGACUGUGAGGAAAAGGCUCCUGAUUGUGAGGACAAGGUUACUGACGCUGACGACAAGGUUCCUGACGCUGAGGACAAGGUUCCUGACGCUGACGCAAGGUUCUUGACAGCGAGGACAAGGUUGCUGACGGUGAGGAGAAGGUUCCUGACGCUGACGCAAGGUUCUUGACCGUGAGGACAAGGUUGCUGACGGUGAGGACAAGGUUCCUGACGCUAAUGAAAAGGUUCCUGACACUGAGGACAAGGUUCCUGACGCCAAGGACAAGGUUCCUGACGCUGAGGGCAAGGUUCCUGACGCUGAGGACAAGGUUCCUGACAGUGAGGACAAGGCUGCUGACUGUGAGGAAAAGGCUCCUGAUUGUGAGGACAAGGUUACUUACGCUGACGACAAGGUUCCUGACGCUGAGGACAAGGUUCAUGACGCUGACGCAAGGUUCUUGACAGUGAGGACAAGGUUGCUGACGGUGAGGAGAAGGUUCCUGACGGUGAGGACAAGGUUGCUGACGGUGAGGACAAGGGUCCUGACGGUGAGAACAAGGUUCCUGACGCUAAUGAAAAGGUUCCUGACGCUGAGGACAAGGUUCGUGACGCUGAGGACAAGGUUCCUGACAGUGAAGACAGGGUUGCUGACUGUGAGGACAAGGUUCCUGAUUGUGAGGACAAGGUUACUUACGUUGACGACAAGGUUCCUGACGCUAAGGACAAGGUUCCUGACGCUGACGACGAGGUUCCUGACAGUGAGGACAAGGUUGCUGAGGGUGAGGAGAAGGUUCCUGACGGUGAGGACAAGGUUCCUCACUGUGAGAACAAGGUUCCUGAAGACGAGGACAAGGUUCCUGACGCUGAGAAGAAGGUUCCUGACGGUGAGGACAAGGUUCCUGACGCUGAGGAGGUUUCUAACGCUCUGGACAAGGUUCCAGGCGCUGAGGACAAGGCUUCUGAAGGUGAUGACAAGGUUCCUGACGCUAAGAACAAGGUUCCUGACGCUGAGGACAAGGUUUCUGGCGCUGAAGACAAGGUUCCUGACUGUGAGGACAAGGUUCCUGACGGUGAGGACAAGGUUUCUGACGCUGAGGACAAGGUUCCUGACGCUGAGGACAAGGUUCCUGACGCUGAGGACAAGAUUCCUGAUGCUGAGGACAAGGUUCCUGACUGUGAGGACAAGGUUCCUGACGGUGAGCACAACGUUCCUGACGGUGAGGACAAGGUUCCUGACGCUGAGGACAAGGUUCCUGACUGUGAGGACAAGGUUCCUGACGCUGAAGACAAUGUUCCUGACGCUGAAGUCAAGGUUCCUGACGCUGAGAACAAGGUUCCUCACGGUGAGGACAAGGUUCCGGACGCUAAGGACAAGGUUCCUGACGCUGAGGACAAGGUUCCUGGCGCUGAGGACAAGGUUCCUGACGGUGAGGACAAGGUUCCUGACGGUGAGGACAAGGUUCCUGAAGGUGAAGACAAGGUUCCUGAUGCUGAGGACAAGGUUUCUGACGCUGAGGACAAGGUUCCUGACGCUGAGGACAAGGUUCCUGACGCUGAGGACAAGGUUCCUGACGCUGAGGACAAGGUUCCUUACGCUGAGGACAAGGUUCCUGACGCUGAGGACAAGGUUCCUGACGCUGACGACAAGAUUCCGGACGUUGAUGACACGGUUCCCGACGCUGAGCACACGGUUCCUGACGCUGAGGACAAGGUUCCUGACGCUGAGGACAAGGUUCCUGAUGCUGAACACAAGGUUCCUGACGCUGAGGACAAGGUUCCUGACGGUGAGGACAAGGUUCCGAACGCAGAGGACAAGGUUCCCGACGCGGAGGACAAGGUUCCUGACGCUGAGGAAAAGGUUUGUGUUGCUGAGGACAAGGUUCCUAACGCUGAGACAAGGUUCCUGACGCUCAGGACAAGGUUCCUGAGGCUGAUGACAAGGUUCCUGACGCUGAGGACAAGGUUCAUAACGCUGCGGACAAGGUUCCUGACGUUGAGGACAUGGUUCCUGAGGCUGAGGACAAGGUUCCUGACGCUGAGGACAAGGUUCCUGACGGUGAGGACAAUGUUCCUGACGCUGAGGACAAGGUUCCUAACGCUGAGGACAAGGUUCCUGACGCUGAGGACAUGGUUCCUGAGGCUGAGGACAAGGUUCCUGACGCUGAGGACAAGGUCCCUGGCGCUGAGGACAAGGUUCCUGACGGUGAGGACAAGGUUCCUCACGCUGAGGACAAGGUUCCUAACGGUGACGACAAGGUUCCUGACGGUGAGGACAAGGUUCCUGACGGUGAGGACAAGGUUUCUAACGCUGAGGACAAGGUUUCUGACGCUGAGGGCAAGGUUCCAGACGGUGAGGACAAGGUUCCUGAGAGUGAGGACAAGGUUCCUGACGGAGAGGACAAGGUUCCUGACGCUGAGGACAAGGUUCCUGACGCUGAGGACAAGGUUCCUGACGCUGAGGACAAGGUUCCUGACAGUGAGGACAAGGUUCCUGACG
Paramuricea clavata is the source of this 5639-nucleotide messenger RNA. Lineage: Eukaryota; Metazoa; Cnidaria; Anthozoa; Malacalcyonacea; Plexauridae. The record is from the annotation of a GenBank genome assembly.